UAUUUUCCAGAUAAAUGAGCUCGGAAGGAGAUCGGAGAGAGGAUCCGGAACGGAAGGAAGAGGAGGAGGAGGAGGAGGAGUUCGAAGAUGCAAAUUCAGAUUUAAAUGAUAUGACACGUCCUAGUGAAUGGAGUCCAGGAGAUGAAAAUAUUGGAUCUCCCGCUGUUUCGGAUGAAAAAGAUGAUUCUACGGAGGAGGGAGAAAAUAAAGACUUUACGGAUGCUAAAGUAGACUCUGUUGGUAACUCUGUAGGUUCUGUAGAUUAUGUAGACGAGGACGGGUUGGAGGAGGAGGAGAAGAAUCUGACCGAGGAGAUAAAGGAGGAGAAGAGGAUGCAGGCAAACCAGUUCAAGGUCGAGGGGAAUAAUCUAUACAAGGAUGGAAAAACUGCAGAAGCUGUUGAUAAGUAUACUGCAGGACUACGGAUAUGUCCUCUAAGCUUUGCCAAGGACCGAGCUGUCCUCUAUGCUAACCGAGGACAAAUGAAACGUGUCCUAGGACUGAAUGACCAGGCUGUGAAGAACUGUAGUAGAGCUGUAGAACUGGAUCCGGAGUAUAUGAAAGCUAUUCUUAGAAGAGCAGAGAUAUAUGAGGAGACAGAUAAACUAGAUGAAGCUUUAUCAGAUUACAAGAAAGUUUUAGAACUCGAUCCAACACAAUUAGAAGCAAAUAGGGCAGUCAGACGUCUUCCACAGAAGAUCGAUGAGCGGAAUGAGAAGCUAAAGGCGGAGAUGAUGGAUAGUCUGAAGAAACUCGGGAACAUGGUUCUUAAACCAUUCGGACUCUCCACAGAUAAUUUUAACCUGGAGCAGGAUCCAAACUCCGGGGGGUACAAUAUACAGUUCAAUCAGAAGAAACAGUGAUAUUAGUUCUGUUCAGUGAGAUCAAACUGUAAUUUUAUUUCCGUUAAUCAUGACACUCAACUCUAAAGAUUUAAUUCGUUUACAAAUCAUGUUCUCCUGUAGCCGAUUUUUAUAAACAUAGAAGUUAACACUACUUUUUUCUAGUCACCCUGUGCAGUGUGCAUUUAAUUACAUUUCUAAUGUUGAUAUUACUGUUUAUCUAAAUGAUAAAUAUAUGGCUUUAAAACAUGAUUAUAUUUAAGAACCGUAAUUCUCAUUCUAAAACCUUGAAAAACAAUUGUGAAUUUUAAAUAAUCUAUACUUACAAAAUUCUGAUUCUGAAACCAGUACUGUACCAGUGCGGAUGGUUUUAUAAUAGUACAUGAUUGAGAUUUUUAGGUACCGCUGAAAGUUUCAGCGCCUAUGUUUGUGAAACAGAAUUAAGAAAUAUAAACAUUGUAAAUGUCAUACACAUGAUUGCUGUUCAUGUAUUGCAGAA
Eurytemora carolleeae is the source of this 1341-nucleotide messenger RNA. RefSeq names its product tetratricopeptide repeat protein 1. The record is from RefSeq and is a predicted model, not a curated record. Gene Ontology annotation, molecular function: protein binding. The transcript is spliced from 5 exons. Bases 15 to 863 code for a protein of 282 amino acids. NCBI's taxonomy places the organism in Eukaryota, Metazoa, Arthropoda, Copepoda, Calanoida, Temoridae.